AUGCAAAGAAGGGCACGUCCAGUCACCGUCACGACUCCAGAAGCAGUCAAAGCCGUUCGAGAGAAAAUCAGACGCACUCCGGAAAGAAGCAUGAGAAAGAUGGCAAAAGAAUACGAAAUGAGUCAAGGAUCGAUGAGAACUAUUGUCAAGGACAAGCUGAAGAUGAUUCCCUACCGUAUGCAGAAAGGAGCCUUCCUCAAUCAAAAAAACAAGACAUUCCGGAUGAAAAAGGCUCGAAAGCUGCUCGCUGGCACGAAAGAUGGCUUGCAUCUGACGACGCUAUUUACCGACGAGAAAAUCUUCACUGUGGAGGCGAACAAGAACGGCCAAAACCAUCCGAUCAUCGCUACUAACCAUCAGAGUGCCUGUUACCGCUGA
Molecule: messenger RNA, 378 nt
Organism: Caenorhabditis auriculariae
Lineage: Eukaryota; Metazoa; Nematoda; Chromadorea; Rhabditida; Rhabditidae
Source: the annotation of a GenBank genome assembly